Messenger RNA from Amaranthus tricolor (Joseph's coat), 4920 nucleotides. RefSeq lists its product as uncharacterized. The coding region runs from base 498 to 4751 and encodes 1417 amino acids. Gene Ontology annotation, biological process: DNA-templated transcription. Gene Ontology annotation, cellular component: nucleus. The transcript has 6 exons. The record is from RefSeq and is a predicted model, not a curated record. NCBI's taxonomy places the organism in Eukaryota, Viridiplantae, Streptophyta, Magnoliopsida, Caryophyllales, Amaranthaceae.
UCUAAGCGACUGAAAACUUAACAAGUUAGCGGCCAAAUUUUACCAUCAUGAAGAAAAUGAGCAUAUGAUGCACAUUGUAUACCCUUCUUCGUUCAUUUUUAGUUUCUAAAACUUCACUCCCAUUUCUUACUCAACUCCUCCCUACGCCAACUUCUCCAUUGAUUUUCGUGAUACAUGCAAUUAAGAUUUUCACCCCUUUCUCGAAGAAAUACAUGUGAAUUUCAAUCUAUACAUUCUCAGGUUGUUGGGUGUGCUGGGAACUGGGUGAUGGCGUGAUAGACGCAUGCUUGCUUGUGCUUCAUGAAUGCCAACCAGUUGUAUGUUUGGUUACUCCUUAAUUUGUAGGUGAUCAACAAUUCAUUAUUUUCUUAUUAGCUGAUGUGAUAGGUCAAGUUUUCAGAACUGUUGUUGACGUAGGUACUUUCCACAAGUGAGUUAAUUGUGCAAGGCAUCUAGGGGGUGUUCGACACGAAAAAGUUAUUUUUCAGGUACAUAAAAUGCAGCCUUCUGGCCCCUCACGGCCAUUUCAAGGACCCCAAUGUGACAAAGAUAUGUUCACUUUUCUACCUGCACGUCCUGAUAGGGAUAUUUUGGUUGAGUCAUCUAGAAAAAGAAAACCAACAUUCAUUGAUCACCAUCUUGCUCUACCUGCUCCAAAUGUAAGGCAUGGCACUUCUGGAUUUCCAAACCGUAAGCAAAAUACUAGUGAUUUAGAAGAUAAAGAAAUUCAAAGGCCUUCCCAAGUUUCACGGUCUAGGGAUACAUCAAAAUAUAAGGGACAUUCUGAGAAAAAUCAAUAUAGGGAUCACAAUGAUCAUGGAGAAAGAAGGUCUCGUAGUGCAAGGGACUUUUAUGAAAAAAACUCGGAAUAUACUGGAUAUACUUCUUCCAGUAGGCGGUUACACUCUCCAGUUCACAAAGUUUCCUCACCUUCAUAUGACAAACCUUCACGUUUUGAUAGGGAUGUUUUGGCCGAGUCAUCCAGAAAGAGAAAAAUAACAUCCUCUGAUCACCGUCAUGUUGUACCUGCACCUAAUGUGAGGCAUGGAAUUUCCGGAUUUUCAAAGUCUAAGUUGAAUGAUUUACAUGGUAAAGGAUUUCAAAGUUCUGCCCAGGCUUUGCGUUCCAGGGAAUCUUCAAAGUUCAAGAGGCGUCAUGAGCAAAGUCUAUACCGGGAUCAGAAUGACUAUGCAGAAAGACGGACCUCGACUGAGAGGGGUUUCUAUGAAGCGAGCUCUGAAUAUACUAGACAUACUUCUUUCAGUGGUCGGUUGCAGUCUCCAAGUCGUAAUUUCUCUCCUUUAUGUGACAGGCCUGCACAUUUUGACAGAGAGCUUUUGGCUGAGUCAUCUAGAAAAAGAAAAGUAACUUGUGAUCACCAUCGCGUCAUACCUGCUCCAAAUGUGAGGCAUGGUGUUUCUGCAUUUUCGAACCCCAAGCUGAAUGCUAGUGAUAUACAUGGUAAAGAUAGUCAUAGUUCAGUCCAAGUUUUGCGGUCUAGGGAACCCUUUGAGGGCCAUUCUGAGCAAAGUGAAUUCUGGGAUCAGGAAAAUUUUGUUGUACGAAGGCCUCGAAAUGAGAGGGAUUUCUGUGAAACAAGUUCUGAAUAUACUGGAUAUGCAUAUUCCAGUGGGCGGUUGCAGUCUCCAAAUCACAAAGGUUUUUCUCCUUUGUAUCCUGUCUCAGAGGAUCGUAUUCAUAAACCUUCUGAUUUGCCUCCAAUGACAGAAGACUUCUACCAGUGUAAUAAUUUUGAAACUACUUCACAAGUAGAAACCUGUAAAGGAUUCAAUUGGCAACCUUUGUUGCCUGAAGACUCUAGCCGGUGUGAGAAGCAUGAAUUUAAUGGAUGCAGGGGGAUUCAUAAAACAUUAGACUGGCUGCCUCCAAUUCAAAGCUCAUACCAGCAUGAAAUCUGUGAUUCUAAUGCACUUGCAGCUCAAAAUUCAAUAAAUUGGCCGCCUUCGAUGACAAAAGAAAAUUUUCAAUACGAGAAUUGUGAUUCAAAAGCACAGGCAGUGACUCAUAAAUCAUUGAAUAGUCCUCUUCCAGUCACUCAAGACUUAAGCCACCACGUGAAUAAUUCACAUGCACAUGUGCCAAGGGUAGAGAACAGUCCUGAUUUACCAGAGUUUUGGAGCUAUUCACAUCAAAUGUCUGUUCAGCCAAAGGUUAUUACUUCAGAUCCACAUGAGAACACAUCAAAAAAUUUGGUUGAAUCUCAAAGAUGGUCGCACAGUUUUCCCAGGCCAGGAGCAGUUAUUGAGGGUUUGAAUGAAAAAGUUCUUAAUGAAGAAGAUUUCUACAAGAUUGACUGUACCUCGAAUGUCAAAGAACAUAAUGAUGCUGAUAGGAUUGUUGAAUUUGACAGUGCAGAAUCUAAUAAGGUUGGAUCUUCCUCUAAUGUUAAUCGAAGCAAUAUUGAGCGUUCCACUGGAUUUAACAGUAAUGAAACACCUGGGAACAAUGUUAAUGCAUCUAUACACAACAUACAGGCUGUAACUGAUAAUCUCUUAAAUGUUUUAAGACUAUUGAGUGCCGCAUCUGGUGUUUCUUUAGCUGAUAAUAGUGGUGGUAAUAUUCAAGGUUGUGGGCAUGAUGGUAAAAUGAUGACAUUGCAACCAUCUUCUGCUUUUCAGAAUCCAAACAAUCUUUCUGCAGAUACAGAUCUGUCUAAAAAACAUGAAGAUAGUUCUAAUCUUGAGUCUCUUGGCAAGUAUGCUGCAAAUGGCGAAAUUCGUUCUGUUAAAGUAGAUGAUGAAAGCAAGUUUGAAGCGUCAGCAUUUUCUGAAAAAUUGUGGAAUGGCACCCUUCAGCUCAGUACCUCUGUUUCAGUGUCUGUUAUCGCUUUCUUCAAAAGUGGAGAGAAGAUGCAGGACUUCAAAUGGUCUGAUUCGGUGGAAGUAAGAGGGAAAGUAAGAUUAGAAGCUUUUGAAAAGUAUGUACAAGACCUUCCUCGUUCACGCUCUCGUGGACUCAUGGUGAUGUCACUUUUUUGGAAGGAAGGCUCAGCUGAUGCUGGAAAUGAAGGCAUGAAGGAGAUUGCAAAAAAAUAUAAAGAUGGAAAAAGGGUCGGAUUCGUGAAGCUGUCUACCGAUGUUGAUAUGUAUGUCUGCCCUCAUAGCGAUGCGGUAAUCACUAUUCUGGCAAAACAUGGCUACUUCAAGGGAAUGACGGCUAUUAAAGAUCGAAGUGAACCUCUUAUUGGAUGUGUUGUCUGGAAGAAAAGCUUAAUUUCUGCUCCUACCAAGAAAGUUUCCGGAGAAGCUUCAACAGCUGAGAAAAAUCGGACGCCUGUUGGAGGUGUAGAAAAUAACAGAGGAGACAAGAGCCCGGAGUUUUCACCCUCCCCGCAAAUCGGCCAACCAAAGCAAUCGUCUGUUGCGCCAAGUUAUUUAAACUCGGUCAGCAGUACUGAGCUAAAGACUCAAGCGGAAGCUAACAAUGAGCUUUCUGCGGAUUUUUCUGAUGAAGAUGACCUGCCUGAAUUUGAUUUUACAGAUGCAAUUCCUCCGACUUCAGUGAGCAAAACUUCAGUCGGGGCAGUCAAAUCCUCAACCCUUGAAGUGCAACAAAUUUCUGAAGCACAUAAACCAACAGUGGAUACCCAAGGAACAGCCUCGAAAAUUUUGGGGCAGCAUUCUGAAGUAAAGAUACCAAUCUUGCGGACACAGGAACAGAAACCUAUAGUGAAGGAUACAGCCAGUUUGAAGACAAAAAAUCUUUUCGAUGAUGAUGAUAUUCCUGAGUGGUGCCCGGCAGAUCUUGUGAAUACGAGGGAAGAGACAACAAAAAGGACAGAAGUGCCAUUUUCUUUACCGAAACCCAAUGCUCAAGGGUCAGGUUUUGCAGAUUUAACUUCUGGGUUUUUGCUUCCUCCACCCCCGCCUCCGCCUCCAUUGACGCGAAUGCAAUUUCAAGGCAGCAAGCUUCCGAAACCAGCUACCAACGGUUUCACACAAGAAAAUGCAGUCGCUGUACCAUCCCAGAUGCAGUUUAAGGAGAAAGAUUACCCUUCUGUUCCUCAAGUUCUCCCACCUCCUCCCCCUUUGACCCCCAUGCAGAUUCAAAGAAUUCAUCAUCUGUCUGCUCCGCAACUCCCUAACUUCGCUGCAAAAGGCUGCACACCUGAAACUCCAGCUGCUAUAACGACCCAGAUGUCGUUUAAAGAAAGAGAUAAUCCUAAUGCUCCCCCACCUCCAGCUUGUAACCCAGCCGCUAAUAAUUUCAUGCAUCGAGACCCACCUGCUAAUAAUGUUAUACAGCAAAGUCCAGCUACUAAUAAUCUCAUGCAGCAAAGUCCAGCUGCUAAUAAUUUUAUGCCUCAGACUUCAGUUGAUUCUGUGCAUCAGAGUCCGUUUAAUUCUGGGCAUCAGAGUCCAGCUGCUCAGUUGUGGUUCAGCGACCAAAGUCCAGUUACUAUAUCAUCCCAAAUCCCAUUCAAAGAGAGAGGCUACCCUUCUGAAUCUUGUCGUCCCCCUCAUAGUGGUGAUAACCGUGCUGCGAGCAAUUUUACGCAUCAAAUUUCAGCUGCUCGAUCAACCCAAAUGCAUUUUGGAAAAACAAACUACUCUCCUACCCCUCGUCCUCCUACACCAUUCAUCAAUGAGCCUGCUAGUGAUAAUGGUCAAAUCCAUUCAAAUCCAGCCGUUCCUCCAGGUUUUGCUCCAAACCCUGCCGUCAGGCCUUGUUUUGAUCAGUCUAGUAUGAAGAAUCCUACCCGUCCUUCGUCCUGGACUACAGGGCAAUGACAAAGAGGAGAAUGAUUAUGGUUUAAGCUGAGAAACAGAAAUUAUAAAUGGUGUAAAUUAGUGAAAUUUUACUGACAGUUCUGUUUCUUUAAAUUUAAUCUUUAGCGUUGAUGCUAAUUUUCAAAUUUCUGGUUAUGCAAUUGCAAUCUUCUGAUCUCUAUUAUAAUUU